AGGAAAAGGAAUGAGGCUCGGGCGGGUGGAGCCAAGGCCGUGCUCAAAGCAGGACAUGGAGGAACGCGGGUCUCCCGACGGGGACCUCGCGCGGAGCCUGGAGCAAGGACUGGAGGGGCAGGAAACGCCCAUCCAGGUGGUGCUCAGGGCUCCUGUGUCAUCCGCUUGGGUCCCAGGGUGCGUCCUAUGAGCGCGGCCGAGCUGCGUCGCGGGGAGCAGAGCGCGUUGCACUGCUCUGGAACCCGGACUCUGCAGGUAAGCCCCCCGGGCGGCGGCCCCGACAUAGCCUUCCGCUUCGGCGCUGUGCUGGACGGAGCGCGCACGCAGGAGGACGUGUUCCGAGCGUGUGGCGUGCGACGCCUGGGCGAGCUGGCCUUGCGCGGCUUCUCCUGCACCGUCUUCACUUUCGGCCAGACCGGCUCUGGGAAGACCUACACGCUGACGGGACCUCCUCCCCAGGGGGAGGGGGUGCCUGUACCCCCCAGUCUGGCUGGCAUUAUGCAGAGGACCUUCGCCUGGCUGUUGGACCGCGUGCAGCACCUGGGUGCUGCAGUCACCCUGCGUGCUUCCUACCUGGAGAUCUAUAAUGAGCAGGUUCGGGACUUGCUGAGUGUGGGGUCUCCCCGGCCCCUCCCCGUUCGCUGGAACAAGACCCGGGGCUUCUACGUGGAGCAGCUGCGGGUGGUGGAGAUCGGGGGCCUGGAGGCCCUGAUGCAACUUCUGCAGAUGGGGCUCAGCCGGAGGAGGAGCUCGGCCCACACUCUCAACCAGGCCUCCAGCCGCAGCCACGCGCUGCUCACACUGUACAUCAGCCGCACCCGGCCCCAGCUCCAGCAGGUGCCUCCUGCGGACUUGGCGGCGCCCCCUGCUGGUGGGAAGCUGUGCUUUGUCGACCUGGCUGGCAGUGAGAAGGUGGCGGCCACAGGAUCCCGUGGGGAGCUGAUGCUCGAGGCCAACAGCAUCAACCGCAGCCUGCUAGCCCUGGGUCACUGCCUUUCCCUGCUGCUGGACCCACAGCGGAAGCAGAGCCACAUUCCUUUCCGGGACAGCAAGCUCACCAAGUUGCUGGCAGACUCACUGGGGGGCCGAGGGGUCACCCUCAUGGUGGCCUGCGUGUCCCCCUCUGCCCAGUGCCUUCCUGAGACUCUCAGCACCCUGCGAUAUGCAAGUCGAGCUCAGCGGGUCACCACCCGGCCACAAGCCCCCAAGUCCCCUGUGGCAAAGCAGCCCCCAGGUCUGGAGACUGAAAUGCUGCAACUCCAAGAGGAGAAUCGUCGCCUGUGGUUCCAGCUGGACCAAGUGGACCCCAAGGCCCCAGGGCUGCAUGGGGCACGGGGUUCCUGGGCCCAGCGGAACCUCUAUGGGAUGCUGCAGGAGUUUAUGCUGGAGAACGAGAGGCUCAGGAAGGACAUGAGUCAGCUGCAGAGGAGCCGGGACAUGGCCUGGGCUGAGCAGCAGGUGCUGGCUCAGCAGGUCCAGGAGCUGGAGAGGCGCCUCCUCGCUGCCUCCCGUGUUCAUCCUGUCCCUGCUGCCAGCCCACCGUGUCCUUGUGUGAUGCUCCCAGCUGUUCCCUGCCAUGCAUUGCAGUCCUUCUGCUCCUGCCCGUGCUGUCACCUCUGCCCCCUGUGCCGGGCACCCCUGGCCCACUGGGCAUGCCCUCAGAGAGAGGGCCACCUGCCGCAGAUGCUGGGCCCCAAGGCCCCAGGCGACAUCCCUCUCUCUGCCCGGCCCCCACCCUGGGCACCUCCAUACAGCCCUGGCUCUGCCAAGUGCCUGAGAGAAAGGAGCCGUGGCAGCUGGACGCAGACCACGAUGCUGGCAGAGAUGCUGAUUGGGGAAGAGGUGGUCCCCUCAGCUCCCCCACUGCCAGUGGAGCCCCCUAACACACCACCAGUGCUAAGAGGUGGGACCGGGGUUGCAAACUUGGCUCAAAGGCUGGAGGCCCUUAGACACCAGAUUGGCAACUCCCUACGACGUGGUCAGAGUCGGCUACUGCCCAGCGAGGGCCCUCAGAGCCUGGACCAAGUCCUCCCUCCCCGCUGAAGGCACAGUGGGUCCCAAGCAUGCCCUGGGCAGGCUCUGUGCUCUUGGCUUCAGUCUCCCCACACAGAAGGAACUGGCCACCACCGCUUGCUGCCACUUAACUCGACAGAGGACAUGUUUGGAGUCUGGGGGCUUGGUGUAAGGUUGUCUGGGGAGAAAGGACCAGCCUGCCCCUGACUGGAGAAAACAGACAGUGGUUGAUGGAAUGUGUGAAUAAAGAGGCGUGAGCUCCA
Messenger RNA from Octodon degus (degu), 2276 nucleotides. RefSeq names its product kinesin family member 12 (gene Kif12). Gene Ontology annotation, biological process: microtubule-based movement. The record is from RefSeq and is a predicted model, not a curated record. NCBI's taxonomy places the organism in Eukaryota, Metazoa, Chordata, Mammalia, Rodentia, Octodontidae. The transcript has 19 exons. Gene Ontology annotation, molecular function: microtubule motor activity; ATP binding; microtubule binding. The coding region runs from base 187 to 2043 and encodes 618 amino acids.